AUGCCUCUCACCGAAAACCGCGCUCUGCGCAUCCUGGACCACGCCGCCGAGAACCACUAUGCCAUCCCCGCAAUGUGCUGCUACAAUGUCGAAGGCAUCCUAGCCACUGUCCGCGCCGCAGAAGCCAAGCGCUCAGCGGCAAUGAUCCUCCUCUUCCCUUGGGCAAUCCACUACGCCGACGGAAUCCUCGUGCACGCUGCCGCCGAAGCCGCGCGCAAAGCCACCGUCCCCAUCACAGUACACAUGGACCACGCACAAACACCCGAGAUCAUCCGAUAUGCCGCGGACCUGGGUGGCUUCGACAGCAUCAUGGUCGAUAUGUCGCACUAUGAGAAAGCGGAGAACCUGGCGCUUACUCGUGAACUGGUUGAAUACUGCCAUGCACGGGGUAUUGCAACGGAAGCGGAACCCGGGCGCAUUGAGGGGGGUGAAGAUGGUGUGGCGGACACAGCUGAUCUGGAGGGUAUGCUGACGACUCCGGAGGAGAGUCAGGAGUUUGUUGAUACCGGAAUUGAUUGGCUGGCGCCGGCUUUUGGAAACGUUCAUGGGGAAUACGGACCUCGUGGAAUUCAGCUCGAGUAUGAGCGCUUGCAGUCUAUCAAUGAAGCUGUUGGGGGGAAAGUGAGACUUGUGCUUCAUGGGGCGGAUCCUUUCACGAAGGAAAUCUUCCAAAAAUGUAUUGAUUGUGGCGUGUCCAAGAUCAACAUUAACAAGGUGCUGAAUAAUGAGUAUGUGCGCGUGCAGGCCGAGAAGGCCGGCAAGGUUCCUCUGACUACAUUGUUGGAAGAGGCGACAAAUGCCAUGCAGGAGGCUGUUGAAGGUUGCAUUGAUCGGUUGGGCUCUGGUGGAAGAUACCCCGGGAAAUAA
This is a messenger RNA of Penicillium brevicompactum, 867 nucleotides long. Its product is annotated as class II fructose-bisphosphate aldolase. Gene Ontology annotation, molecular function: aldehyde-lyase activity; zinc ion binding. Lineage: Eukaryota; Fungi; Ascomycota; Eurotiomycetes; Eurotiales; Aspergillaceae. Bases 1 to 867 code for a protein of 288 amino acids. The transcript has a single exon. Gene Ontology annotation, biological process: carbohydrate metabolic process. The record is from RefSeq and is a predicted model, not a curated record.